AUGGAGAAAGCCAAACAAGAUGCAUUCGACAGUGCCAGACUUGAAGUCAUCCGAGACGCCUACGAGACGGCCUUUGAGUGCAUCAACACCGGACUCACCGUGGAUGAAGCCGGACACAAGGCGCAGGCCCUGGAGCUGUACAAGCGAGGGCGACAGCACCUUCUCCGGGGCAUCAGUGUGCCUUCCCGGGGAGAGGAGUGUGUCGGCAGCUCCUGGGAAUCGGCCAGACAGAUGCAGAGGAAGAUGCAGGAGACGCUGAACAACAUCACCACUCGGCUGGCCAUAAUCGAGACCACCUCUGACCUGGACUCCGCCCCUGCACUCGGCAACGGCGGGGUGUCUGACCCCGGCGCCGCCGCUGAAGUGUCCCAAGCACGUCUGUACCCAAAACUGUCCGGCCAAAGCAAGCCAGAGAAGCCGGCGCCGCCAAACGUCCUUUUUACUAACGGCCAGGAGGCAGGCGCAGUAGGAGGCAUGGCCGCGUGCAGCAGCGAGGGUCUGCCCCUCUCCCCCACCAGACGGCCUGUGGUUCCAGCCGAGCAGCCCCCGGCUUAUUCCCCUCAGGCGGCCGACGGCCACCUGUCCGUCUCCUAUGGAACGGACGCGGGGGAAAUGUCCCUGGUCGGGGAUGAGUACUACGGCCGCACGUCUAACUCGACCCCGUCCCACCAGAGUCUGGGUGAAGACGGAGAGGAGCUGGUGUACAUCCCUCAUGGCGUGCAGAUAUUCUUUGUGACGCCCGAAGGGCAAGUGAGCGCCCCAUCGUACCCGGGCUACCUGCGGCUGGUCAAGUUCACUGGCGACCGUGACGACAAGAUGCCCAACCGACCGCCAGCAUUUUUGCAGGUGUGUGACUGGUUGUACCCUCUCAUGGCCUCGGACUCGCCGGUGUUGCUGUGUAACAACGGUGUGUUCAUGUUUCCGGACGUGAUGGCGCCAACUCCGGGCUAUUAUGUGGGGGUGGUGUUGUCCUCCGAGCUGCCUGCUGCAGACCGAAAGCUGUUCCAGGACCUUCUCGCCCAGAGCACGGAUCUCAGAGUUCAGCCUCCAGAUGAAGCUGCAGACACCAUUAAUCUCGGUCAGAAGGUGUCCAUCGUUGCGCCGGAGGAGACCGCAGCGGCGGUGACUGAGGAGGAGAAGGCGCUCCCUGAGUGGAGUGAAAAGGUGUCGAGUGGGAUUUUGACUGGUGCGUCAUGGCUAAGCUGGGGCCUGGUGAAAGGAGCCGAGUUCACGGGCAUGGCCAUUCACAAAGGGGCCUCUAAACUCCGAGAACACAUCACCCCGGAGGACCGACCCGCCCACGUCAACCCCACAGUCACCAGAGGCCUCCACGUGGCCAAGCAGGCGACGGGAGGAGCUGUCAAAGUCAGCCAGUUUCUAGUGGACGGGGUGUGCAUGGUCGCCGGCUGCGUGGGUCGAGAGUUGGCUCCACACGUGAAAAAACACGGAGGCAAGCUGAUCCCGGAGUCUAUGAAGAAGGACAAGGAUGGCCGUUCCAACAUAGAUGGAGCGAUGGUGGUGGCUGCCAGUGGAGUGCAAGGAUUUGCGACCAUGUGGACUGGUUUGGAAGUCGCAGCAAAGGACAUUACUAAGAGUGUAGCAGCAGAGACCGUCACCACAGUAAAACAUAAGUACGGGGCGGCUGCAGGACAAGCCACAGACCAUGCUGUCAAUUCUGCCAUUAAUGUCGGCCUCACUGCCUUCAAUGUUGACAACCUGGGAAUCAAAGCUGUGGUGAAAAGGACCGGCAAGCAGACGGCAGAGACCAUUUUGGAAGACUACAAGCUGCAGGUGAAACCAGAGAGUGGGAAACGAGUGGAGAAAUCGGGCAAAUAGCUGGUAGUGCCCCGCCACAUUCCCUCAGCUACACCUUAAAAUAUCAUUUGUAUUCUAUCAAAUGAGUUUUGUCGACUGAAUAUUCACUAUUUAUAACAACAUGUUCUAUAUUUAGAAUGUAACUACUGUUUUAUGCCUAUCUAAAGGUUUGAUAUAGCUCUUUGGCACUUUAAUCUUAAUGUUAAAUAAAGAUGGAUGACAGGAAUAAAAACAGCAGAUUUCACUACUCAAAUUAAAACAUGGUUAUAGUUUAUUGACUGUUAUUAUCACUUAACUUGGUAAGUAGUUUAAUUCUGUGCGUUGUACCAACACAGCAUGUCAUUGUUGUCGACUAUACACUGGAAAUUUUCCCAACCUUCGUGAAGCAUCUGUGUGUUUGAAUUUAUUCCUGGUAAAGUGCAAUUUACAUGCUUUGAAUGGAUGGUGAAAAGAAUAUAUUGGAUAUUAAAAAGCGUCUGCUAUACUGUUUGAAAUGAAGUAUAAUCACUGCUGCCUACUGUGCCUGAAAACAUCAAAUAAUAUACAAAAAAACAAUGUGUUCAAAAGUUCACUAUGUAUUUUUGUUAGUACAUAAUGGACUACGUCAACACGUCACAGAUUUUUCCAUCUAUUAUGGAUGAGGGUUUGUGCUACAUUUUAACUUUCAGUUCAGUUGGAUCCAGGCUUUCAAAAUCAUUACAAUAUUACAAAUACAAUUUGACUAAUAUAUCUUAUUUUUAUGUACAACGUUUAGAUAACUGUGAAUUUUGAAGUGUUAUGAUAGUUUUCUUUGGACACCUGUGAGUCCUUCGUUUUUGAGUGGUCUGCUUUGUCAUCUUUUUAAACUCCAGCUUUAAGACUUCAGCAGGUUAAUGUACAUUUUAAAUGUCUUUCUAGUAUUCUAGUUGGGCAUUGGGUUUUCUUAAAUACAGAGACUAUUCUGAAAUAAUAAACAGUUUAAAGAAGUACUACA
Gasterosteus aculeatus aculeatus (three-spined stickleback) is the source of this 2788-nucleotide messenger RNA. The record is from RefSeq and is a predicted model, not a curated record. NCBI's taxonomy places the organism in Eukaryota, Metazoa, Chordata, Actinopteri, Perciformes, Gasterosteidae.